AGCUGAGUAAUGUUACAGACGUCCGAAGUUCAGUCUGCAGGAAUAGAAACUGAAACAAACGUAAGACUAAUAAAAGGAUACCCAUCACCCAAGAUGCGACAGACAAAUCUAGAAAUAUCCAUGGCUGCUGUCCCUGACAGAGGUCCUGCCAUGGGAGAGAACAACCAAGGGUGGAAGAUACAUCCGGAUGACUUCAUAGGAAAUUAUUUGCCUGACCAACAUCCAAAUGUGGUGUACCUGCUGUAUGAAAUCAGGUGGAGCACAGGUACCAUCUGGAGGAAUUGGUGCUCAAACAAUUUUGCGCAACAUGCGGAAGUCAACUUCUUGGAAAAUUGUUUCAAGGCCAUGCCAUCAGUUGCUUGCUCCAUCACCUGGUUCCUAUCUACUACCCCCUGUGGGAGAUGCUCCAGCAGAAUUCUGGAGUUCCUGAAGGCACAUCCCAAUGUGACCUUGGAAAUAUACGCAGCCAAGGUGUUUAGGCCCCUGGAUAUGCGUAACCGGAAAGGUCUCAAGAACCUGGCAAUGAAUGGAGUCAUCAUACGUAUCAUGAAUCGUGCAGAUUACAGUUACUGCUGGGAAAGAUUUGUUGCACACCAACAUGGAGAAGAUGGUUAUUGGCCCUGGAGAUUCACUUCAUACAUCUGGCUGAACUGCAUAGAGCUCUAUCAUAUCCUUUUGGGGCUUCCUCCGUUGCUUUGAAUACUAACAAGCAUCAGCAGCAUGCUUUCAAACUCACUUUGUGAGUUAGCAUUAUUUACAAGACUGGAAAAGACAGUCCCUGGGAGUCUUCCCCACUACAGCUUCACACUGUCACCAGAGAAGACUCUUUUCAUUGGCAUUACUAAAUAUUGGACACAGCAGAAGGAGCACAUGAGAAACCACCAGAAAGUUUGGAUAAUGCAUCCAGGCAGCCAGGACACAGUGCUCUGGGUCUUUACAAGGCUUCCUGAGAGUCCAAUGGGGAUAGGGACCAUGCCCCACAGUCAGACCUCUCACGUCUGCUGAUUCUGCAAUCAGAUUCUGUCAGUACCCUCUUGAGAUGCCAGUGAGUAACGUUUUUCCUGCUCUGGUCUGUUCCAAAGAAGUAAUCAGAGCUAUGCAUUCUGGUUUUGAGAAUUGCUUAUGAAGAUCACUUUUACGGCUAUGUGUGUAUGUUUCAGAAAACACUUCAUGCUGUUAGUAUUUGUGUAAUAUUGUUAUUAUA
Molecule: messenger RNA, 1204 nt
Organism: Chroicocephalus ridibundus (black-headed gull)
Lineage: Eukaryota; Metazoa; Chordata; Aves; Charadriiformes; Laridae
Product: C->U-editing enzyme APOBEC-1-like
Exons: 5
Coding region: 10-699 (229 amino acids)
Biological process (GO): cytidine to uridine editing
Cellular component (GO): cytoplasm; nucleus
Molecular function (GO): RNA binding; zinc ion binding; cytidine deaminase activity
Source: RefSeq, a predicted model, not a curated record